Hirsutella rhossiliensis is the source of this 1581-nucleotide messenger RNA. RefSeq names its product tyrosinase. The record is from RefSeq and is a predicted model, not a curated record. The coding region runs from base 1 to 1581 and encodes 526 amino acids. NCBI's taxonomy places the organism in Eukaryota, Fungi, Ascomycota, Sordariomycetes, Hypocreales, Ophiocordycipitaceae. The transcript is spliced from 9 exons. Gene Ontology annotation, molecular function: oxidoreductase activity.
AUGUUAGCCAAAACGCUGACGGCCCUCGUGGGCCUCGGGACGGCAUCGCUUGUGUUUGCCGCAGAUCCCUACCCCAUUACCGGCGCACCUGUCCCGCAAAACGCUCCUGGCGUCCCGUUGAGAAUGAACAUCAACGACCUCCAGGCCGCAGGGGGCCCUCAAUGGGACCUCUAUCUUCGUGCUCUGUCGGAUAUGCAAAGCGUCAACUACCACGACACGUUAUCUUACUUUCAAAUCUCGGGCAUUCACGGAAGGCCUUACAUCGAGUGGAACAAUACGGGGGGGCCGGCCUACGAUGAUUGGGGAGGAUAUUGUCCCCACGGCGAGCAACUUUUUCUGUCUUGGCACCGCCCCUAUGUGCUUCUCUUUGAGCAAGUCCUUGUUAGUCACGCCAGGAGGAUCGCUCAGACAUAUCCUCCGAGAUAUCGUCAGCAGUACAUACGGGCUGCUGAGAGUCUACGCUCGCCGUACUGGGACUGGGCGGCCGGAUCUGGAGUCCCUUCAGCUACAGUCCCCGCCAGGGUGACUGUCAAUUAUCCAAACGGACAAGGCCUGCAAAGACGCCAAAUCGACAACCCUCUUUCUACGUUCAAGCUUCCACAGGCGGUCUUGGGCGGCGAGUAUGGAACCUUUGACACGGAUGAUCGGCCGCGGAUUUUGCACUGCCCUGCGCCCGGCAGCUAUCCGGCGUCGGCUAACAGCUUGAUGGCUCAAAGGCCGUAUCGGCAAUGGGUGUAUGAUGUUUUUACUCGUGCGACAAACUUCAGCGACUUUGCGACACAGAGCAAUACCAUUGUGAGCUUGGAGGUCAUUCAUAAUAGCAUUCACUGGGACGCCGCGUGCGGCCAGCAGUUUGUCAUGCCAGACUUGGCGGGCUUCGAUCCGCUUUUCAUGCUUCACCAUUCCAACGUCGACCGGCUGUGGUCGUACUGGCAGGCAUUGCGCCCUGAUCAGGCCAUCUUCUCAGAACCGUACGCCGGAGCAUCUCGCUUCACGACGCCGUCAGGAACCAUUAUCACCCCGAGAUCCCCCCUAGAGCCCUUCUUCGCCCGCGGCCGACUGGAGUAUUGGGCCAAAUCUGAAGAGCAGAUGAGGCAGGACACGACAAGACUCAUCAACAGCCUAUACGCGCCAAACGCCGGUGCCUUGCAGCGCAGACAACCACAGCAGAGCAGGAGGCGGUACUUUGCCCGUAUCCGCUUCGACCGCGCCCACGUGCCCAAGCCAUGCCAGAUCGAGGUUUACGUGCGUGGCCAGCAUGCGUCGAGCAUAGUGGUGGCGGCUCAGCCUGCACGGGGUUCCAUGUCGGCCGGCCUGCCGCUCGACAAGAUUGUCCAGGCUGCCGAAGUCAAGGCCAUGUCAAAUGACGCAACAGCCGGCCUUCUUCAGUCAGAUCUAACCGUCAAGAUCGUCAAACUGGAUGGCAGCUCUGUCGACUCGGUUCCAAGUCUUGAAGUGAAGCUAGAGGACGUCCAGAUUACUCCUUCGGCCAACCGAGACGAAUUUCCCAAGUACGGACCCUCCAAAUUAUGGCGGAUAGAUGCUAGGGCUGCCCUUCAAGGUGGUGAGAGCAAAUCGUGA